CCUCCUCACCGCAGGUGCAGACCCAUUCAAGACGAAUAAAGAUGGCCAGCCGCCUCUCAUGCGGGGUGUCAUGUUUGCAAAUAACUACGAUAUGCGCAAAUUUUCCGAGCUUUUUGAGAUGUUGCAGCGUUCCGUUCUACACGUGGAUAAUUUUGGUCGAACCAUCUUUCACCAUGUCAUUGACCUAGCUCUAACGAAGCAGAAGACGCAUGCGGCUCGAUAUUACUUGGAAACUUUGAUCACUCGCAUGGAGCGUUUCGCGCAGGACCUAUCAGAUCUGCUCAAUUUGCAAGAUCUAGAGGGAGACACACCUCUCACCCUUGCGGCCCGUGCCCGUAGCAAACGUCUGGUGAAGAUGCUGAUUGAUCACGGUGCCAAUCCGAAAGUUCCAAACAACGAUGGCAAGUCUGCGGAAGACUAUAUUCUGGAAGAUGAGCGCUUCCGAGCGUCGCCCCCGAUCAACUACAAACCCAUCACGACGGCUUCUACCCCUCUUCAGUUAUAUUAUUCACGUACCGCACAGAAAGUUGCUGGAGAUGUGACCCGUGAAAUGGCGUCAUUGUUGGAAAGUCUCGCGGCAACGUACGAAGGCGACAUGCAAGAGAAGGAAAGGGAUCUGAUACAAGCUACUUCUCUGCUACAAAACAUACAAGCCGAAAUUCUUGAGAGUCAACGAGCGGUUGCGCAGCUCAAAGAGAGGGCCGAAGGUUUUGACAACGUGCAGCAACAACUCUCGGAGCUUGAGGGACGACUAUCCCGCAAUAUGGGACGUCAAUACCGUCUAGGUUUCGAAAAAUGGAUGAAGGACGAGGAAGAUCGAGAAAAGGCGUGGCUGUCGUCCCCUGACGGUAUGCGGUAUCGCCUCGGGAUGAGCAGCAGUCAGGCCAAGGGUAAAGGCAAGGCAGAGUCAGAAGAAUUCAGUGAUCUGCAUGCGUUGCACACCUUGCCCACGGAUUCAGCCGAAAUACAACGCGAGUGUGAAGCAUUACGAGAGGAGCUCAGGAGUUACCGAACCCGUCGGGAAGCAGCGAUGCAAGGCUUCGUACAACAGUUGGCUGAGGCCGGAACGGGUGGUAGGAUGGCUGAAUAUCGGCGCCUAAUUGGAGGAUCGCUGGGUAUCCCACCUGAUGAGGUGGACGGUUUAGUGGAUUCCUUACUGGAGGAUCUGGAGACAGAAGAGCCCGUGGUCCCCGCAUUUCCGGAGCUGACAGGAAUUCCGAGUCAAUAAUGAAAGAGCGGAGUAAUAUGUUGUACUUUACCACGUUCCCACACCCCGCACCACCACCCAAUACGCUUAAUUCUCCCGCCUCUGGAGAAUCAUCACAGCCGCGAUUGAGGACUGCGACGGGCGCUCCGCCAACUCCCGAGGAUGACGCACCAUAUUUCUUCUUCACAUUCGACAGUGACCUCGUGUACUUAUCUUUUUUCGAAGAUUGGGGCCCGUUAAAUUUAGCCAUGGUGUAUCGAGCAUGUAUUCAGAUACAUGAUUAUCUUCAGGACGAGCUGCUAGCUGCGCACCGCCUUGUUCUGUACACCUCGACAGACCCACGUCGGAAAGCAAAUGCUGCACUUCUUAUGGCGCUCUAUGUGAUGAUUGUGCAAAAGAAAGCACCAUGGGAAGCCUUCCAUCCCAUUGCGGAGAUGGAGUUCAUGCCUUUUCGCGAUGCGGGCCGUGGUAGAUCCGACUUCAAUCUUAGUAUUCAAGAUUGUCUCUGGGGAAUCUGGAAAGCUCAGCAGAAUGGACUUUGCGAUUUGCAUAGCUUUUCCGUCCAAGAAUAUGAGUAUUACGAAAAAGUAGAGAACGGGGACUGGAACUGGAUCACACCCCACUUCAUUGCUUUUGCAUCACCGCUGGAUCCGGCUUAUGUACGACGCAAUAUGGCAACAACACUUGCAGGAUCAUGUAGACACUCUGAUGUGGCGCUGCAGAGGAAACUUCCGACCCCGUUCUUGAACUGCUUGGAGUACUUUGGAAAGCAUCGCGUGAAGAUGGUUGUUCGGCUGAACAACCCUCUAUAUGACAAGACAGUUUUCGAAGAGCACGGGAUCGAUCAUCUGGAACUAUAUUUUGAUGACGGCACAAACCCAACGGACGACAUCGUAGCCAAAUUUAUACAGAUAUCGGAGAGCAUCAUCGAGGCUGGAGGGGUUGUAGCUGUUCAUUGCAAAGCUGGCCUAGGUCGCACAGGUACAUUGAUUGGAGCCUAUCUUAUCUACAAGCACGCAUUCACCGCUAAUGAGGCAAUUGCGUUCAUGCGCAUUGUUCGACCAGGCAGUGUUGUUGGACCUCAGCAACAAUAUAUGUAUCUAAAGCAGCUGGACUGGUCUCGCUGGGCGGCGUAUGAUGAGGUGGCCAAGGCGCGAGCAUCAUCUGCAAGUGAAACGCGACCUGUGACCCCGCCCGAGAUGGAUAAGCCACUACCUCUUGCACCCCCUGUCACCCCCUCUCGGCAUGUCUUGGCUGGCACUUCUGCGACGGCCUCCAAAGCUCCGCCGGGACAACCGCGAAAAACACCCACGGCAAAGCGAGUAGCCGUCGAUCCCGUCGAUUCCGACGACGAACCGUGUUUCCUUAAUCGUCGUCGGCCACCCACAAAACACGCUCGCACCGAAUCGGCUGCAUGUGUGCGGGCCCCUUCUCGCUUGGCCCGUCCUGUGACAAGAGUAGCUGUACCAAACACCACGAGGAAGCUUGCAUCAGCAACGACCGUUAAACCGUUACCAUAUAAACCCGGUCACGUGCCAGGGGCCUCUUCAAUAGACGUCCCCUCUGGCUCGGCGGCACAACGUGAUGUGCGGCGACGUGCCGAGUCGCCUUCGCCCUCGCCUUCCCGCCUCCCUCAACUUGUGGUGGGUAAGAAGAUCGCACCUCUGGCCGCCCAACAAAUCGGAUUCCCAAACAAAGGGCGAAAUAAAUUGGAGAAUGAGAACACCUGGGUUGCCGCGGCUGCAACGAACCAUGAGCGUUCCAAGCUCGGGCGUCCACUUCUGCGUGGCAUGCGGAGAAGGAGAAGUAGUUUCAGUGCUGCUGACGUUGUUGCCUGAAGGGCUAUUUUGGAUAUGUGGGUUACAUCUACAAUGUAUUCUCUUUGAACAUAAUAAACCUUCUCAGUUCUCACGAAACACGGGUUAUUGUAUCAUACUACUUCAUCCCCCUGUCUAGAAUAUUUGUGAACGCAGGACAAGAAGUGGCCCAUAUCCUCUGUACUGACGCCGGGCGUGAUGCCAUGCCCCAAAUUUGCGAUCCAUCCCUUGGGCCCAUCGGUGGUGUUUGAACGGAAGCUGGCACACAUCCGCUUCACUUCCCUCUGAAUUGCCUCCUUCCCGCCGUAAAGGAUAUCUGGAUCGAUGUUGCCUUGCAGCGCCACCGAAUCCCCAACCAGAUGGCGGGCAACAAGGGGGUCAAUGCACCAGUCGAGACCCAGAACGUCAUAUCCACCAGUGAUAGCCAGUUCCUCCAACGCAUAGUUUGCCCCCUUGGCGAACAGAAUCAUGGGAACCGGCUCCAUCCCCACCUCACUCAAUCCAGAUUUCACGCGAUGAGCGAUUAUGCAGAGAUAUGGAAGCGAGAAUUCUUGGAAGUCAUGCGGCGACAACUCGCUUGCCCAGGAAUCGAACACUUGAACCAGCUGUGCGCCCGCGCGAACUUGACCGAUGAGGAAAUCGACACAGAUGGUAGUUAUGCGAGAAAGAAGUUCUUUUGAGGCAGUCGGAUACUGAAAUAUCCACCUUUUCGCUGAAUGGAAUCCUCCUCGACUUCCCCCACCUUGGAUCAUAUAGGCCAUGAGGGUCCAGGGCGAUCCACAAAAGCCGAUCAAGGGUACUUCCCCUUUCAGCUCCUUUCUUGUCAUCGUUAUAGCAUCGAAUACAUAGCCUAGCUCCUGAUCCACGUUGACGGGAUGCUUCAGUCGCGAUAAAUCCUCUGGGUCGGCUAAAGGAUGCGGAAAGGUGGGACCUUUGCCUUCUGGCAUUUCUACGAUCAUGCCCAUCGCUUGAGGAAUGACGAGAAUGUCGCUAAAAAUGAUAGCAGCAUCUAGUAAUCCUGCGUAUCGACGUAUUGGCUGGAGAGUGAUUUCGGUUGCAAGAGCUGGUGUUUGACAAAUGUCGAAGAAAGCGUGCUUCUCACGCACUUUGCGGAAUUCAGGAAGGUAGCGUCCCGCUUGGCGCAUGACCCACACAGGUGCACGCUCCGUGCGCUCGCCUGGUGUCAGGUUGAAUAACUGAGCUAUUGGUUCUGAUAUCUACGAGGAAAGAUCGAACCUCGAGCGGCACGCAGUAUGAGAUCAUUUUUCAGCGGAGGAAAAUCGUUGCCAGUUAAGGACUGGGCUGUUGCUUCG
Messenger RNA from Dacryopinax primogenitus, 4337 nucleotides. RefSeq lists its product as uncharacterized. Gene Ontology annotation, molecular function: protein serine/threonine phosphatase activity; protein tyrosine/serine/threonine phosphatase activity; thiosulfate-cyanide sulfurtransferase activity. The record is from RefSeq and is a predicted model, not a curated record. Lineage: Eukaryota; Fungi; Basidiomycota; Dacrymycetes; Dacrymycetales; Dacrymycetaceae. The transcript has 9 exons. Bases 1228 to 3045 code for a protein of 605 amino acids. Gene Ontology annotation, cellular component: spindle pole; mitotic spindle; centrosome. Gene Ontology annotation, biological process: positive regulation of cytokinesis; regulation of exit from mitosis; protein dephosphorylation.